AUGACAGAUACCUCCCCAGUCGCCACCACGCAGUCAACCACGGAGCCUAAUCCGGUCACCGUCCCUCUGAACUCACCGGCUAUCAACGGCGCCGUUUCCGACUCCGCCGCUCCUGAGGAGGAGGAACCGUACACCAUCAAAUGCAUCUGUGCUUUCGAAGAUGACGAUGGAAAUACGGUCUUCUGUGAGGGAUGCGAGACGUGGCAACAUAUUGAAUGUUACUACCACGGCCAGGAUGUACCGGAUGUCCACAACUGCGUGGAUUGUGAGCCCCGUCCGCUGGAUGGCCGGCGCGCCACGGAACGGCAAAGGCGUCUUAGGGAGCAGAGUGAUGGCGGUGACCGUAAGGCAAAACGUUCCGGUACAAAGACUCAGAAAAAGAGGGCCAAGGAGCAAGGUGACCAGGUGAAUGGCUUUCAUCCCCGAUCAGACUCAGGCGCUCGGGAUCCCCCGCCUGCAAAGAAGGCCAAGCCCAAUCAUCGCGCUUCGGGUUCCAUCAGCUCCUUACCUGGCGUUCCGUCUCUCCAGGCGGAUAUGCGCAAACGCUCUGCGACUUCGAUGAGUCCGACCAAGCCGUCAGGGCCUUCGAUCCCUCUGUAUUCGCAAGAAUUUCUCCGUCUUUAUGAUCAUGACCAAGGACAUGCCAAUAUGGAUAGCAACCUCUUUAUUAAUCUACCGCUGGCCGCGGAUCUGGCUUCAUGGGUGACGGAGCCAGCUGCACUUGCCCGUGUUGCCAACGGGCGAUCGGCACAGGAUAUCUUCACCUGGUCGGGAGCUGCCAUUGACCGAUCUCGGUGGCCCUCAUUAUCCACCGAAUCCCUCACUGAUCGAAGCGUCGACGUCGAUGGGAAGCACCCUACGUGGAAGAUUCUCAAGACACAUGAUCGCGUAGCCAAGGACGAAAUUGUUGGAGAAAUUACUGGGAAAAUUGGGCUCCUUCGAGAUUACUGCCUUAAUCCUAGUAACCGCUGGCAGGAGCUCCGGCAUCCCGAGCCAUUUGUCUUCUUCCAUCCCCAACUCCCAAUCUAUAUCGACAGUCGGCAUGAAGGAAGUACUCUUCGCUACGUUCGGCGCUCCUGUCGACCAAAUGUUACGAUGAAAACCUAUAUCACCAAUGAGGUGGAGUAUCAUUUCUGCUUUGUGGCCAAGGAAGAUAUUGCUGCCGAUUCGGAGAUUACCGCCAUGUGGUACUUGGAUCCUCAGUUGUUCGAGUCGACUAAUGGCCUCGUUAAGCAGGAAUCCAAUGACAAUGCACAGGACUUGGCCGCCAUUUGUAUUAGCAAUGUACUCGCUCAUUUUGGCGGAUGCGCCUGCAACCCGCCUUCCAACUGUCUCCUGGCCAGCGUGGAUCGUCGGCGACACCCAAAAGGGUCGGAUACCAGUGCCAAACAAACCACUGCCAAACGGAAGAAGACGAAAAGCAAGCAGAACAUAUCUCCACCUGCAACGAAUAGUCGCGCCGGCAGUGAGGCCACAAAGAAUAUGGAGGAGGAUGAUCAGGCAGACAGCCUUUCGGCCUCCGGUUCUGCACGCGGACAGACCCGCAGUCGCGAUCUUACGCCUACUUUGCACACUCCAACCGAAGGAAAUGCGUUUGGUGAUACUGAGCUGUCGGCCCGUGACAGGCGGAAAAUCGCAGCGGCCGAGAAGAAGUUUCAACAGCUAGAACAGGAUCAGCAGGCAUCCCAGAAAAGAAAAAAGCGUGGCAGUGGUCAAUCCACCCAGACAAUGGCUGCUGCAGGAGGUGGACCGGGUCAGGCGGGUUAUUUUGCAUACUCGGGGGUUCGCGACCAACACUCCCACUCACCUCCUCUAGCCGUCUCCGUAGCACGCCACAGCUCUCCACGAAAGACGUUCGGUAAGAGUACUUCCCCUGUAUCAUCAUCUCGUGGUCGCAAGCCGUACGUGGAUUCCGCUAGCCAAACGGAUCCUGAUAUCAGCGACGGGCUGUCAUAUUCUCUACCAUCGUCUCGACGGCCCAGCUUCGUUUCUCUUACACAGCGACUUUUGAAGCGCUGCUAUGCGGAUCGUGUGCGUCUUGAACAGAUCAGUCAUCAGGCACCCGUGUCACCUUCUCAGCGUGACCUUGCUUCACAUCUUGCGUCGCCGUCAUCGAGUCUCCAUGGAGGGUCCGCCACGGUCACAACCCCAAAUUCUUCUGCGGAGAAGGAGGACGUGGAAAUGAAAGAUGCGGAUUCGCCAUUAUCUCCUGCGCAACAACAGACUCGCAAUUUGGAAUCGUCGCCACUAUCAAGCCGAGGUUCCGUCAAACCCUCGUUCCCGCCUCCUUGGCCGUCUACAGCAGCCCACAACGCUCGAAUACCAGGGAGUAGAGAUUACAGUCGAUCUGAGCUCCACGUCCCUCUUCCCCCAGCAACCGCCCCCUCUUUACCGUCCGCCACGAGCCCAAGUUCCACCGCGCCAUCAGUUCUAUCCUCGCCUCCUACAUUAGAUCCACCUCAGCACAACCCAGUCACCACCCCCGGCUCGGGUGUGGCUGCACCCAGUCCCGCGAAAAAGAAGCUUAGUCUCGGGGAUUACCUUAUCCGGAGAGGCACUCUUACCACACCGACAUCCGAGAAAUCCCAAGCGCAAGCUAACGCAAUGCUCCCGCCAAAAUCGCCGCCCAGUCAACCACCGGUGAAUCGUGAGACUCCUCGGGAAGCCUCACGCUCAGGGGGCAAAGGUAUGGCGGAAGGUGAAGCAGCAAAAUCUGACACUGGUCCCACUGAUGUUAAGAUGAAAGACGUUUCCGGAUCGGCACGUCCUUCACAACUUUCUUCCCUAUCCUGA
Molecule: messenger RNA, 2793 nt
Organism: Aspergillus tanneri
Lineage: Eukaryota; Fungi; Ascomycota; Eurotiomycetes; Eurotiales; Aspergillaceae
Product: putative PHD finger and SET domain protein
Exons: 1
Coding region: 1-2793 (930 amino acids)
Molecular function (GO): protein binding
Source: RefSeq, a predicted model, not a curated record